Lotus japonicus is the source of this 965-nucleotide messenger RNA. Its product is annotated as MYB-like transcription factor 4. Lineage: Eukaryota; Viridiplantae; Streptophyta; Magnoliopsida; Fabales; Fabaceae. Bases 126 to 827 code for a protein of 233 amino acids. The transcript is spliced from 3 exons. The record is from RefSeq and is a predicted model, not a curated record.
CAUCACCCGCUCGAUCCCUUUGCAUUUCUUCACUUUCUCUAACUCUUGCUCUUAUUAUCCCUCCUUCUUCCAUGCUUCCAUUUCUAGCUAGCUACAUACCCCUUUGAACAAACCUAAGUAAAAAAAUGAGGAAGCCUAAUUGCUGUGAUAUCAAAGACAUGAACAAAGGAGCUUGGUCCAAACAAGAAGACCAGAAACUCAUUGAUUAUAUCAAGAAAAACCGCAAGAUUUGUUGGCGUACACUCCCUCAAGCUGCAGGUUUACUUCGAUGCGGUAAAAGUUGCAGGCUGAGAUGGAUAAACUAUCUUCGGCCUGAUCUUAAAAGGGGCAACUUUGCUGAAGAUGAAGAAGAUCUCAUCAUCAAGCUUCAUGCUCUACUAGGAAACCGGUGGUCCUUAAUAGCUGGGAGAUUGCCUGGACGUACAGACAAUGAAGUGAAGAACUAUUGGAACUCUCAUUUAAGAAGAAAGCUAAUCAGCAAGGGUAUUGAUCCAAACAAUCAUCGUUUAACCCCCAAAAUCCCUCCCGUGAAUCAAAACCCACCCAAUAUGUCAGAUAGUUCAAAAUCUUCUGACUUGAAAAUCAUUAGCAAGAAUGAGACAAGUAAAAUCCAUUAUGUUGAUAUUAAUUACAGUGAAGUCUCAAAUGUUGCAUGUGGUGAAGAAGAGUCAUAUGCACUGCCAGAUUUAAAUCUUGACCUCACUAUGAGCAUCCCUUCACCUUCACCAAGUGUUGCUGAAAAUAAUCUAAAACCAAUUCAUGAAUUCAUGAAGUCAUCUACAAUACACCAUUUUGUUACCCCUCCAACACUUCUUCUAUUUCAGUGAUCAAACUUUCCCCCGGCCAAAUAGGAUUUUUAGCAAAUUGAUUGAUUGGAUCCAGGGUGAGCGUACAUGUACGUAUCAAACAUUUAUUUGUACUGAUCGUGUAAAGGUUAUGAAUGAAUAAUUCAUUUUUUUAAUGUA